Molecule: messenger RNA, 213 nt
Organism: Bipolaris zeicola 26-R-13
Lineage: Eukaryota; Fungi; Ascomycota; Dothideomycetes; Pleosporales; Pleosporaceae
Exons: 1
Coding region: 1-213 (70 amino acids)
Source: RefSeq, a predicted model, not a curated record
AUGCAUCUGUUUCUCGUCUUGGCAAACAGGACAGAGAGUGAAUUCGUGCACAAGAGAGUGGAGAAGUGUCUGUCAGACGCGGCAAAGCAAGGACGGCGAGGCUCCACGUCGAGGGAUGUUUUCGUGAUCUCGGGGGCAAUUGAAAUUAGGAUUGGCCCUGCGUAUUUGAGUGGCAGUCCAUUUGCGGCCACGUGGAGUAGCCAUGUCGGGUAA